This is a messenger RNA of Exaiptasia diaphana, 2453 nucleotides long. RefSeq names its product DNA repair protein REV1. The record is from RefSeq and is a predicted model, not a curated record. Gene Ontology annotation, molecular function: deoxycytidyl transferase activity; damaged DNA binding; DNA-directed DNA polymerase activity. Lineage: Eukaryota; Metazoa; Cnidaria; Anthozoa; Actiniaria; Aiptasiidae. Gene Ontology annotation, biological process: error-free translesion synthesis; error-prone translesion synthesis. The transcript has 10 exons. Gene Ontology annotation, cellular component: nucleus. The coding region runs from base 113 to 2068 and encodes 651 amino acids.
UGGUUUGAGAAAUCACCCUGAGCUUGUUGGGAAACCUGUUGCAGUUUGUCAUGCAGGGAAAAGUAAUGUGAACAAAGAACCUAACACAGACAGCGCAUCUAGUUUUMCAUCCAUGUCAGAAAUAGCAUCAUGUAGUUAUGAGGCAAGGAAGGCAGGCGUCAAGAAUGGCAUGUUUUUAGGUGCAGCUCGCAAGCUGUGUCCAAACAUUGUUUGUAUACCAUACCUAUUCCAGCAGUAUCGUGAUGUCUCUAGGARACUUUACCAUAUACUGGUCAACCAUACACAUGAUAUCGAGGCUGUCAGCUGUGAUGAGGCCUACAUUGAUGUAUCCUUGGUAUUGAAUGAGGAUACUACACCCCUUGAUUUAGCCAAACAAAUUCGCAAUGAAAUYCAAGACCAGACAAAGUGUACAGCAUCAGUUGGUAUCGGCCCUAAUGUAUUACUAGCAAGACUAUGUACUAGGCUCGCAAAGCCUGAUGGACAGUAUCAUGUUCAUGGAGACAAAGUGCAAGAAUUCAUUGGUCAACAAAAAGUGUCUGAUUUGCCAGGAGUCGGGCGAUCACUCAGAGAAAAGCUUCAUGGUUUAGGAGUAACGACUUGUGUUGAUCUUCAACGGCUGAGCCUGMAAUCCUUACAGGACAGCCUGGGCGAGAAGACAGGUCUUAUGGUAUACCGUUAUGGGCGUGGCGAGGACGACAGGCCACUGAGAGUCGAACGAGAAAGAAAGUCGGUGUCUGCUGAAAUAAACUACGGGAUACGAUUCACAGAGGAAUCUGAACCAAUAAAGUUUAUCAGCGAAUUGUCAGUUGAAGUUCAGAAAAGACUCAGAGACAUUGAAUCCAAAGGACAGUCAGUUUGCUUAAAGUUAAAAGUGCGUAAAAAAGGAGCCCCAGAGCCCCUCAAGUUUAUGGGCCAUGGAAUAUGUGAUAAUAUUGCACGUUCUGCGUCACUUCCGGUUCCUACUGACGACUCCAAAACAAUAGCAGCCAAAUGUCAUCAUUUAUUGCAUCAGUUGAAGCUCYUGCCGUCAGAUAUACGCGGUAUGGGYAUCCAAGUAAACAGACUAACACAACACAAAGCAACCACUCGUACUUUACAUGACUUUGCUACGACCAAACCUMCACAAAGAACACCUCUUCUAGAGCGACCGGGCGAUGUAACGAGUUCUACUUCCGCUAAUAAACCUCCUCAAAGAACCUCUCMACAAGAACGACCGGACGAUGUAGCGAGUGUGAUUGCCACUAAUAAACCUCUACAGAAAAACGGCUCUCUACUAGAACGACCAGACGAUGAAGCGAGUUUGAUUGCCACUUAUAACGCUUCACARCGAACACUCUUACAAGAACGAACGGGCGAUAUAACGAGUUUUACGCCAUCGCGUUCUCCUUCAAACUCUUUUUAUUCACAUGAGAUGAAUACACCAGGGCAUGAAGUAAGCGACAAAUUAUGCUUUAACGAACCCUUUAAGGAGAGCGGGAGACUCCCUCCCCUCCCUCCCCUCCCCCAGUUUUUYCCUUCUUCUCCCUCAGCGACAAGGAAACGCUCGAUACCAAAGUCACCAGAACCCCAACCAGUGUCAGACGUCAUGGAAGAGCUUCUAUUACCAUCGCCUUCUCAGCUAGACCACAAUGCAUUGAACGCGCUACCGGAAGAKAUUCGACUCAGUAUUCAAAGGCAGUACGCUAAAAGGAACAAUUCUAUUGCUGUUAUAGAUAACAAAGAAACAAUUACGGUAGACGAGGAAACUAACCUGGAAGAAGUAAAACAAGAAGAACAAGCAAGCCUUAAAGGAGCAACGUCUUGCAGACAAGUAAAAACUCUAUUGAAAUCAUGGACCGAUAGCUCAGAGUUUUUUCAAGAAGACGUKGACGUUGUAGUUGAGUAUUUUUUAAAAUUGGUAGAACGAGACAACAUGGAGCAAUUAUGGAUUCUUAUCAAAUACCUAAUAAGAUGUAUCACCAAGUCACAUAGUAAAGUAUGGACGUUAGCGUGUCAAGAUAUAAUACAGCGAGUACAAGUAUCAGUGAUUGAUAAACAUGGUGCACCCCUAGCCUUACAACAUAGUUAGAACAGUAUAUAAUAAAAAAAAGAAAUUUUGUAAUAAAAAAAAUAAAUAAAGUACGUUCGAAAACAGAGGAAUAAAAUAUUGUUGUUGCACAUUKGACCAUAGGAAAAAAAGUGACUGCAGCUUUGCGUUAUGUUACUUCCGGUUUACUUUCACAUUUUUUUCACAUUUCUUCCCCUUCCACGCACGGCUAUCUUAGAGACAUGCGCAGUUCUCUGUUGUAUGUAGAUAUUUUGCGUGGCCCCAUAUCACAAAAUAAUAACCUUUGUGAACUUAGUAAUCURGCCAAGUUUCAUACUUUUAUCACAACACCAACAAUUAGCACUAUUUUUGUUCUUAAGCAGCCGGACAAUCUCGUACCCCGAGCCUUCGUUUUUCUUGGCCAGCG